Messenger RNA from Scheffersomyces amazonensis, 1974 nucleotides. It is a transcript of the gene AAP1, whose product is annotated as Aap1p. Gene Ontology annotation, molecular function: amino acid transmembrane transporter activity. Gene Ontology annotation, biological process: amino acid transmembrane transport. Gene Ontology annotation, cellular component: membrane. Bases 1 to 1974 code for a protein of 657 amino acids. NCBI's taxonomy places the organism in Eukaryota, Fungi, Ascomycota, Pichiomycetes, Serinales, Debaryomycetaceae. The transcript has a single exon. The record is from RefSeq and is a predicted model, not a curated record.
AUGUCUCAGCAUUAUAAUCACGACGAUAUAGAACUUGCAACCAGUCUGCCUUUGCAUUCGCAAUCUUCAUAUGGCUCAGAUGACUUAUCAGAAUCAUCUGGUGAAUCGAUAUAUUCAGAAGAAUCAGUAAGAGAUUAUAGACCAAAAGCAUUGAUUACAGAUUUCAUUGAUUCAUUUAAACCAUUUGACUAUUCCAUUUUACCUCCAAUAUAUCAAGUAGAAACAAAAAAUCCCCAACGGGAUGACGAAGAAGCAAAUUUAGUUCAAUCUACUAGUUUUACAUCUCAAAAGUCAACUACCUUACACCCUUCUCAUCCACAAUUUGACUAUUCAAGAUUUACUGAAUUAGAGCGUGCAGCUUUAGUCACAGCCACCAGUCCAUUAUCUAAACAUCUUAAAACAAGACAUUUAAGUUUAAUUUCUUUAGGUGCAGCCAUAGGAUCUGGUUUAUUCAUUGCUUCAUCUCAAUCAUUAAGUCAUGCUGGACCCUUAGGAUUAUUAUUGGUCUGGUUUAUUAUCGGGGUCAUAACAUUCAUGACAAUGUCUAGUUUAUCAGAAUUAGCCACAGCUUUCCCAGUAUCAGGAGCAUUUGUCACAUUUACAACUUUAUUUAUUGAUUCUUCAUUUGGGUUUGCAAUUGCUUGGAAUUAUGCAAUUCAAUGGUUGGUUACUUUACCUUUGGAAUUAGUUGCAGCUUCUAUGUGUAUUCAAUAUUGGGAUGCAUCUAUAAAUCCCUGCGUUUGGGUUACUAUAUUUUAUAUAACCAUUGUUAUCAUAAACCUUUUCGGGGUAAGAGGUUAUGGUGAAGCAGAAUCUUUAUUCAGUAUUAUUAAAAUUGUCGCCGUCAUUGGAUUUAAUAUCCUUUCAAUAAUUAUUGUUGCUGGUGGAGUCCCAGGUCAACCAUAUAUUGGAGGAAAAUACUGGCAUAAACCUGAAGGUGGAUUAUUCAAUACUGUUGAACCAUUUAAACAAUGUUGUUAUAUAAUUGCAAACGCUUCAUUCGCAUACGCAGGAACUGAAAUAUUUGCCUUAGCAGCAGUUGAAUCUAAAUCACCUAAGAAAUCGAUCAAUAGAGCUAGAUUACAAAUCUUCUAUCGUAUUUUUGUAUUCUAUUUUGUUUCUAUUGUUAUGAUUGGUUUGUUGGUACCUUAUACUUCUCCCGCUUUAAUUGGUGAAAAUUCUAAAGCCAAUAAUCUUGGAAUAGAUAUUAAUACUUCACCAUUUGUUAUUGCUAUUAAGAAUGCUAAUAUUAGAGCCUUACCAUCAAUUAUGAAUGCUGUUAUUAUCAUUACUGUCUUUUCUGUUGGUAAUGCUUCGGUUUAUGGAUCAUCAAGAACUAUGUGUGCUAUGGGAGCUUUAAGACAAGCCCCACCAAUUUUUAAUUAUAUUGAUAGAAAAGGUAGGCCAAUGGUUGCAUUGGGUGUUCAAUUUAUUUUUGGAUUACUUGCUUACCUUGUGGCUUUGCCAGGUCCAACUGCAACUAUGGAUGUUUUUACUUGGUUUUUAUCAUUAAGUGGUCUCAGUAUUCUCUUCACUUAUGUUGCUAUUAAUAUUUCUCAUAUCAGAUUUAGAGCUGCUUUAGAUCAUCAAGCUCGUAUUCCUAAAGAUGAACUAGUUUAUUGUUCAAGUCCAAUUUAUUCAUGGAUUUCACUCAUUGGAUUAAUAACUUUAUUAGGACUUCAAUUUUGGGCAGCAUUAUUCCCACCGGGACAACAAGGAGCUGAUUUUGUUGGUUUCCUUAAGUAUUACUUAAACUUAAUAGUGCUUGUAGCCUGUUAUGUUUCACACAAGUUUUACAAUUGGUGGUUUAAUGGCGUUCCUCUUACUAAAUUCUUCUUAAGAGCUGGAGAAAUAGAUGUUGAUACCGGUAGAAGAGAUAUUGAUUUGGAAAUCAUUAAACAAGAAAUUGCUGAAGAGAAGUUGAAUUUGAAAUCCAAACCCUUCUACUAUAAAGUAUACAAAUUCUUCUGUUAA